This is a messenger RNA of Budorcas taxicolor (takin), 2991 nucleotides long. RefSeq names its product EPH receptor B3 (gene EPHB3). Gene Ontology annotation, biological process: axon guidance; cell surface receptor protein tyrosine kinase signaling pathway; protein phosphorylation. Gene Ontology annotation, molecular function: protein binding; transmembrane-ephrin receptor activity; ATP binding. The transcript has 16 exons. NCBI's taxonomy places the organism in Eukaryota, Metazoa, Chordata, Mammalia, Artiodactyla, Bovidae. Bases 1 to 2991 code for a protein of 996 amino acids. Gene Ontology annotation, cellular component: plasma membrane; neuron projection. The record is from RefSeq and is a predicted model, not a curated record.
AUGGCCCGAGCCCGCCCGCCGCCGCCGCCGCUGCCGCCGGGGCUCCUGCCGCUGCUCUCUCCGUUGCUGCUGCUGCCCCUGCUGCUGCCCGCCGGCUGCCGGGCGCUGGAAGAGACCCUUAUGGAUACAAAAUGGGUGACAUCUGAGUUGGCAUGGACCUCUCAUCCAGAAAGUGGGUGGGAAGAGGUGAGCGGCUAUGAUGAAGCCAUGAACCCCAUCCGUACGUACCAGGUGUGUAACGUGCGGGAGUCCAGCCAGAACAACUGGCUUCGCACAGGGUUCAUCUGGCGGCGAGAUGUGCAGCGGGUCUACGUGGAGCUCAAGUUCACUGUGCGGGACUGCAAUAGCAUUCCCAACAUCCCUGGCUCCUGCAAGGAGACCUUUAACCUCUUCUACUAUGAGGCUGACAGUGACGUGGCCUCAGCCUCCUCCCCCUUCUGGAUGGAGAACCCCUAUGUGAAGGUGGACACCAUCGCACCCGAUGAGAGCUUCUCCCGGCUCGAUACUGGCCGUGUCAACACCAAGGUGCGCAGCUUUGGGCCGCUCUCCAAGGCUGGCUUCUACUUGGCCUUCCAGGACCAGGGCGCCUGCAUGUCGCUCAUCUCCGUGCGUGCAUUCUACAAGAAGUGUGCGUCCACCACCGCAGGCUUUGCACUCUUCCCUGAGACCCUCACUGGGGCUGAGCCCACUUCACUGGUCAUCGCCCCCGGCACCUGCAUCGCCAACGCCGUGGAGGUGUCCGUGCCCCUCAAGCUCUACUGCAACGGUGAUGGGGAGUGGAUGGUGCCUGUGGGUGCUUGUACCUGUGCCACCGGCCACGAGCCAGCCGCCAAGGAGUCCCAGUGCCGCCCCUGUCCCCCCGGGAGCUACAAGGCAAAGCAGGGAGAAGGGCCCUGCCUCCCCUGUCCACCCAAUAGCCGCACCACUUCACCAGCCGCUGGCAUCUGCACCUGCCAUAACAACUUCUACCGCGCAGACUCCGACUCCGCAGACAGUGCCUGUACCACUGUGCCAUCUCCGCCCCGGGGUGUGAUCUCUAAUGUGAAUGAGACCUCACUGAUCCUUGAGUGGAGUGAGCCCCGGGACCUGGGUGGCCGGGACGACCUCCUCUACAAUGUCAUCUGCAAGAAGUGCCAUGGGGGCCCAGGGACCAUGACCUGCUCACGCUGUGAUGACAACGUGGAGUUUGUGCCUCGGCAGCUGGGCCUGACCGAGCGCCGGGUGCAGGUCAGCCACCUGCUGGCCCACACGCGCUACACCUUCGAGGUGCAGGCGGUCAACGGCGUCUCCGGCAAGAGCCCUCUGCCCCCCCGCUACGCGGCUGUGAAUAUCACCACCAACCAGGCUGCCCCCUCGGAAGUGCCGACACUGCGCCUGCACAGCAGCUCCGGGAGCAGCCUGACCCUGUCCUGGGCACCCCCAGAGCGGCCCAACGGAGUCAUCCUGGACUACGAGAUGAAGUACUUUGAGAAGAGUGAGGGCAUCGCCUCCACCGUGACCAGCCAGAAGAACUCCGUGCAGCUGGACGGGCUGCGGCCCGACGCCCGCUACGUGGUCCAGGUCCGUGCCCGCACGGUAGCUGGCUAUGGGCAAUACAGCCACCCAGCUGAGUUUGAGACCACAAGCGAGAGAGGCUCCGGUGCCCAGCAGCUCCAGGAGCAACUCCCCCUCAUCGUGGGCUCAGCCACGGCUGGGCUGGUGUUCGUAGUGGCUGUGGUGGUCAUCGCUGUCGUCUGCCUCAGGAAGCAGCGGCACAGCUCUGAUUCGGAGUAUACGGAGAAGCUGCAGCAAUACAUUGCUCCUGGAAUGAAGGUUUAUAUUGACCCCUUUACCUAUGAAGACCCUAAUGAGGCUGUGCGGGAAUUUGCUAAGGAAAUUGAUGUGUCCUGCGUCAAGAUAGAGGAGGUGAUUGGAGCUGGGGAGUUUGGAGAAGUGUGCCGGGGUCGGCUGAAACAGCCCGGCCGCCGGGAGGUGUUUGUGGCUAUCAAGACCCUGAAGGUGGGUUACACGGAGAGGCAGCGGCGGGACUUCCUCAGCGAGGCCUCCAUCAUGGGUCAGUUUGACCACCCCAACAUAAUCCGGCUGGAGGGCGUGGUCACCAAAAGUCGGCCAGUCAUGAUCCUCACUGAGUUCAUGGAGAACUGCGCCCUGGACUCCUUCCUUCGGCUCAACGAUGGACAGUUCACAGUCAUCCAGCUGGUGGGCAUGUUGCGAGGCAUUGCUGCCGGCAUGAAGUACCUGUCCGAGAUGAACUACGUCCACCGUGACCUGGCUGCCCGCAACAUCCUCGUCAACAGCAACCUGGUCUGCAAAGUCUCAGACUUCGGCCUCUCCCGCUUCUUGGAGGAUGACCCCUCUGAUCCCACCUACACCAGCUCCCUGGGCGGGAAGAUCCCCAUCCGCUGGACCGCCCCAGAGGCUAUAGCCUAUCGGAAGUUCACCUCUGCUAGUGACGUCUGGAGCUAUGGCAUCGUCAUGUGGGAGGUCAUGAGCUACGGCGAGCGACCCUACUGGGACAUGAGCAACCAGGAUGUCAUCAAUGCCGUGGAGCAGGAUUACCGGCUGCCCCCACCCAUGGACUGCCCCACAGCACUGCACCAGCUCAUGCUGGACUGCUGGGUGCGGGACCGGAACCUCAGGCCCAAAUUCUCCCAAAUCGUCAACACCCUGGACAAGCUCAUUCGUAAUGCCGCCAGCCUUAAGGUCAUCGCCAGUGCCCAGUCUGGCAUGUCACAACCCCUCCUGGACCGCACGGUCCCCGACUACACCACCUUCACAACAGUUGGUGACUGGCUAGACGCCAUCAAGAUGGGGCGGUACAAGGAGAGCUUUGUCAGUGCGGGGUUUGCAUCCUUUGACCUGGUGGCCCAGAUGACUGCAGAAGACCUGCUCCGGAUCGGGGUCACCUUGGCGGGCCACCAGAAGAAGAUCCUCAGCAGUAUCCAGGACAUGCGGCUGCAGAUGAACCAGACGCUGCCUGUGCAGGUCUGA